Westerdykella ornata is the source of this 1330-nucleotide messenger RNA. RefSeq names its product sphingolipid delta4-desaturase. Gene Ontology annotation, molecular function: sphingolipid delta-4 desaturase activity. The coding region runs from base 69 to 1217 and encodes 382 amino acids. Gene Ontology annotation, cellular component: membrane. NCBI's taxonomy places the organism in Eukaryota, Fungi, Ascomycota, Dothideomycetes, Pleosporales, Sporormiaceae. Gene Ontology annotation, biological process: ceramide biosynthetic process. The record is from RefSeq and is a predicted model, not a curated record. The transcript has 3 exons.
UCUUCAUAGACCGCAACUGACCGUCAUUCUCCCUCGCUCCACACUCGUUUACAUUCCUGGCUGCAGAGAUGCAGUCUUCAGUCGCUACUGCAACCGUGUCGCCCCGGAAGAAGCAAAACAUACAGAAAGUAGGAGUCUCUGAAACUCCAAAAGAAGAGGACCAUGACCGCUUCUUCUGGACAUAUACCGAGGAACCGCACCGUACGAGGCGGCAGGCAAUCAUAAAGGCACAUCCGGAGGUGACGAAGCUCUGCGGGCCGGAGCCGCUCACGAAAUACCUCGUCGCCCUCGUCGUCUCCAUCCAAGUCCUCUGCGCUUAUCUCCUCCGCAAUACCCCUAUACUAUCAUGGCCCUUCCUUCUAACGGCCUACAUAAUCGGAGCGACGGCGAACCAGAACCUCUUUCUCGCCAUCCAUGAGAUCUCGCACAACUUGGCCUUCAGGAGUCCAUUGGCAAACAGGGUCUUCGCCGUCUUUGCGAACCUGCCCAUUGGAAUUCCCUACAGUGCCUCCUUUAGACCGUACCACCUUACCCACCACAAAUCCCUUGGCGUCGACGGACUCGACACCGAUCUCCCCACUCCCCUUGAAGCCCUCUUCCUCGACUCCGUCCUCGGCAAGGCCUUCUUCUGCACCUUCCAGAUCCUCUUCUACGCCCUCCGCCCCAUGUUCGUAUACAAGCUCCCCCUCACCAAAAUACACGUCUUCAACAUCGUCGCUCAAUUCACCUUCGACUACGCCCUCGCCAAAUUUGCCGGAGCGAACGGAUUGGGCUAUCUGAUUUUGAGCUCUUUCCUGGCAGGCUCCCUUCACCCCUGCGCAGGCCACUUCAUUGCAGAGCACUACGUAUUCUCGCCUCCACCUCCAGAAGCAAUGGAUGCCGCCAACCGCAUCCCUAUCCCAGAGACUUACUCGUAUUACGGACCCCUUAAUAUCCUGACGUAUAACGUUGGAUUGCACAACGAGCACCACGAUUUUCCAGCUGUGCCCUGGACGCGAUUGCCCGAGCUGAAUCGCAUUGCGCAUGAGUUUUAUGAUGAGUUGCCCAGACACACAAGUUGGGUAUAUGUGAUUUGGCAGUUCAUUUGGGAUAGGGACGUGGGAUUGUGGUGUAGGGUCAAAAGAAAGGAAGGGGGAAGGAAAGUCGGUGGGAGCUUGUGGCGGGAGGAUGAGUUGGGGGCGAAUGAGAAGGUGGGCCCCAUACCUGGAGUGAGGUAGAGAUGCAUAGAAUUGUAGCUUGGAGACAAACCGAUUGCAUGUUUUGGAUAGUAUGUGUUUAUGCGUCGCUGAUAAUGGGCCUUUAUGGAUCGCCGGCUGAAAUUUGUACACGU